Molecule: messenger RNA, 4299 nt
Organism: Penicillium digitatum Pd1
Lineage: Eukaryota; Fungi; Ascomycota; Eurotiomycetes; Eurotiales; Aspergillaceae
Product: GTP-Rho binding exocyst subunit SEC3
Biological process (GO): Golgi to plasma membrane transport; exocytosis
Cellular component (GO): plasma membrane; exocyst
Molecular function (GO): phosphatidylinositol-4,5-bisphosphate binding
Source: RefSeq, a predicted model, not a curated record
AUGACAAGAGGGGCCGCUUUUGAGGAUGAGAAGAAGCGUAUCAUUCAUAGCUGUUUCGCAAAAAAGGAUGAAGAUGGUCUCUUGCUUGAAUCCUAUAUAACCCACGUCCGCAUUACCGAGGAUUCAGCGCACCCCUCCAGCCCUUUCCCACCGAACGGGUCACCGGAGAAUAAGAAACCCCGCAUCAUCAUCAUAUCCGUUCGAAAGUCAGGUAGAGUCCGCAUACACAAGGCUCGAGAGAACAAUGAGGGGACUUUCUCUAUCGGCAAAACUUGGAUGCUCGAUGAUUUAAGCGCAAUUCAAUCAUUCGCCUCUUUUGUGCCGAGAACAACUGUGGAGCAGCAACAAAAAGAAUGGGCAGGCAAUGUAGGAAUCACGGUCACUAUUGGAAAGCCAUACUAUUGGCAUGCCAGGACUUCCAAGGAAAAGGAGUUCUUCGUUGGGAGCUUGGUCAAGAUCUACCGGAAGUACACUAAUGGAAAAAUCCCUAACCUCGUUGGUUUUGAUGACAAGGAGCGACAAAUGCUGGCAAGGCAUGGACAAUCUGCGCAACCAGCACAGCCGGCGCAACCAGCGCAACCAGGCGGUUCCUCAAUCGCUCCACCGUCAAGGAAACCCCCUCCAAUUCCUUCAACAUCGGACAGCCCGGUGCCUGCUUCGCUACAGCCGUCCUACAGAGGUCGUGAUGCCAGUCGCGAUGCGCCUCGGGAAGUCAAAAGGAAGCCUUCCGAUGACCCCACACUUCGCACUCAAAAGAGCCAUGAGCAGAUACCUCGGCCGUCGACCAGUUCUCGGCCGUCUACAGGACAAGGCAGGCCGGCGCCGUCCCCCUUUGAUCUACAUAAAUCCCCUUCUCCGUCGCUCCUUUCUGGGUCAUCUCUGGACCAACAACCGCCGCCACGUGCAGCCGAGCGUAGCGCAGCAAAUACAAAACCCCCGAGCUCACCAUCCGAGCCGAGGGGAACGGAUAAUCUGACUGUUGCAACACAAGCCAGCAGCUAUGCUGGUAUUCCAGAGUCACUUCGCCCAUCUUCUGCCCCCAGACCACCACCUCUUGCUACCCAGCCAGUUCAGAAUAAGGCUCCAGAAUUCAUGCUCGGCAAUGAUGCACUUCGUCCUACAACUUCUGGUUCUUUCAACAACGACAGUAGGGACGCAUCCCAACGUCCCACACCCAGCUUUGGGCCAAAGUCGCCCCACCGUGGUGGCGGGGAGAGGAUAUUCACAUUUAAUCACCCCUCUCUUCCUCUAGAGAAAAGUGCAUCAGAUAGCUUGUUAGCUGGAACUUCCGCACUGCCCCGAGAACCGUCUUCAUCACCGGCAAUUGAGGGACUGGCUUCUGAGCCUGCUGCCAUUAUGGCUGCUAACAUGCCCUCUCCAGAGCCUAUUCAGCCUUCCAAUGAAAAGCCCAAGACUCCUAUCGAAAUUGUUCCUGCCACGGACUCGCCAUCUAAAUCUUCCCCGGAGCAGGAUGAAGAAGCCGGUGAAUUUGAGCCGCAUCGCCCGGGGCUCGGCCCUAUGGUCAAGAAAAAGGAAGGCAAGGAUAUUGCAGGCGCCUGGAAAAAGGCUGCAAAUGCUUAUGCCGGUUUCAAGCCCAGGGCUGGUGGGGCUGGUGAGCGACUGCUGGCAGCCGCGAAGAAGUCACAGGCCGAGCUCGCGGGCCCUGAUGGCAUCACCAGCGUUGUUCCGGCGCCUUCCCUUUCCCGGUCGCUGACUGACCCCCCGCCGAGUCCAAUGAUAACAAAUUCGGAACAAGAACUACAACUCCCCGCGCCCGCUGCAGAGCCGGAGACACCAACUGUCGAAAUUACAGAGCCAGCACCCGAGGAGAUCGCGGUUGCCCCUGUCCAAACUCCCGAGGUCUCACCGGAGAACCUCUCUAAUGUUGUUAUAAAAGUUGAAGAUCACUCAAGAUCGCCAUCCCCAGCAACUCAAGGACGUCGUCGCAGACGCCGUGAAGACCACACUAUCAAAUAUUGUCAAGCCCUUAAGAUCGAUCCCAGCAUCCUUGACGGACGUGGUAUUGCAUUUGACGAAAUUCUCACUGAUUUGGGCUGGAACGGACGGUUGGCCGAUGAACAGAAGAUUGAGGAUUUGGAAGCAGAUGUUCGCCGUGAGAUUGGCCGUGUCGAGGCCACCAGUUGGCUUGGCAAUCUUGAACAACAGGAAGGAAAAGUGGAACAACUUGCGAGCUUGAUCGAUAGAACGAUUGAGGAGUGUGAUGAGCUAGAUGGUCUUUUAACCCUUUACUCUCAUGAACUGAACACUCUUCACGAGGAUGUCGCCUAUAUUGAAGCUCAAGGUCAAGGUUUGCAGGUGCACACAGCAAAUCAGAAGCUCCUGCAAAACGAGCUGCAAACUCUUUUAAAGACACUUUCAAUCUCUUCAUCUGAUCUCGGACCGCUUAAAGAGGCCUCCUUGAGCAACCCUGAUGGAUUGAGGGAUACUGAAAGUGCUCUAGCUACUUUGUAUAAAGCCAUGCUCACGAUAGACUCUGACAUUGGGCAAAACAAGAAGCGUCAAGUCGAUGCAAGUGUCGGUGUCUAUGCUGAUACAGAAAUUGGCCAGAUGCGUGCGAUCAAGCAAAAGAAGGAAGAGUAUCGCUCCACUGCAACCAUGUUCCUCAACCGACUGCAGCAGUUCAUGGCCCUUGCCUUCAAAAUGGCAGAACAAAAACGCGUCGAUUGGACCAAUGCCGGAACCAAGGAUGCGAUGAAACUAGACUAUGCUGCGCGAGGACACUUCCGUCAAGAGGUCUGGCGGUAUCAUCCCCUGAUGGUAUUUGCUAAGGAGAUUAGUAUGGCAGAGUGGCGUAGCCUUGUCAGCCUCUAUGAGCAGCAGUCCAAGCCUUCGUACCAGGGCGACUUCCGCGAGAAUAAUCUGGCUUGGAAGAAUACUGCGCACAAACCAACGGGAGAUGAGCAGGAACUCCUCUUCACACACCAAGAGAAGGAGAAAGAGACCGAAGGUCUUACCAUGGCUGCACGGAAACUGACUGUGCGACGAGGCAAGACGGUGCGGGCCGCCGCUGGGCUUCGACUGGCUUCGGGCGGUGGGAAGAAGCAAGGAAAGGCUGAGCCAUAUGAAGCAUUUGUUGGGACCAUGCGGGAGACACUGAACAUGAUGGCUCAGGAGCAGAACUUCAUCAUCCAGUUCUUCCAUCUCAAUUCUCUUGCCAGCGCCGAUUUCCCCGACCUGGUGUCAGCGACCAUUCCCGAAAAUCGCUCUUGUCCCGAUUUCUCUGCCAACCAGCCGCAUGAUCCUGAUCGGGGAAUUGCAAAGAGAGUCGAGCAGAUCAUGGAUGAAGUGUACUCAUUCUGGCCGAAUGACAUGCAGAGCAUGGUGGACUGGGCGAUGCAGGCUGAUCCUCUGCAAGGAAUUGGUAUUCUCUAUGCCUUGGAGACCGCCAUGAAUGACUUUGAUGACACGAAUCAAGAGUUUAUUCUUCAUGCACUGCAGAAAAUUCAUUCCCGCGUGAUGGGACUGUUCAACCGAUUUGUAGAUGAGCAAAUCCGAGGCAUUGAAGACACCAAGGUGAAGGUAAACAAGCGGAAGGGAGUCAUUUCCUUUAUGCGGGUGUUCCCGAACUUCGCCAAUGCGGUGGAAAGCAUGCUAUCAUCCUCGUCCGGGUCCUUCUGUGACAUUCGCGUUAGUGUCAAUGGCGCGUACGACCGCAUCAACCGUGCGAUGUGGGAAUCACUCAAGUUCAUUGCCAAGGAAGCACCCGGUCAACCUCCAGGUGUCACUGCGGGUGCGGGAGAUCCGGAAGACAAGGAGAUCCUAAAUUACCACAUUCUCCUCAUCGAGAACAUGAACCACUACAUCGAGGAAGUCGAUGUACACAACAUCCCCGCAGUUAAACGCUGGACUGAUCGGGCCCACCAAGACUUCCAGGAGCACAUGAAGCUCUACCUCGACGCCGUUAUUCACCGCCCACUCGGCAAACUCAUUGAUUUCGUCCAAUCAAUUGAAAACCUCCUUGCUGCGGGCGGUAACCCGACCGAUAUUGUAGCCCGCGCCAGCCACUCCCGCAUAGUGGCUAAAAAGGUAAUCGCUUCCUAUGACAAUCGGGAAAUCCGCCGUGGCAUCGAAAUGCUCAAGAAGCGUGUUGAGAAGCACUUUGGUGAUGCCGAUGACCCUGGUCUCAGUCGCAGUCUUGUUCUCAAGGUGCUCCGGGAGUGCGAGAAUCGGUAUGAGAAUACCUAUGACCGCUCCCGGAAGAUCAUUGAAGAUGUCUAUGAGGGUCAAUUGGAUCUGGACUGGCGCAAGGAAGAGACCCUUAGCAUGUUCCGGAAAUGA